UUAGUGUAUUUUAUGGAAUAAAAUGCAUUUUUAUGAAUUAUUUAAUAUACAUGAAUUAUUAAUAUAAAUAAAAUAGAUGAUAAAGAAAUAGCUAAUCAUAAAAUAUGUUUAACAUUCACAAAAAAUAGUAUCAAAUAAAUCAUUUAAAUUCUUACAAAUAAAAAAAAUGUUAAAUUCAGUUAAAAAAUUUAAUUUUAAUGUAAUUGGUAAAGCAGUUAAAGUUUCUGAGUUACGAGUAUAUAACUGUAAUUUUUUCAAAGCUAACAUAUGUUCAUCAUUAAUAUUAAGAAAAAAGCGUAAAACUAAGGAGGAAAAAAAAUUAGUUACACCACACAUUUUUGAAAUUAAACCAAAGGAAAAUAAAGUUAUCGAUAUUUGGAAAUAUAUGACUAUAUCUGAUCUAGCAAAAGCUACUGGAAUACCAAUUGAUAAUGUAUUGGAUAUCAUGGAGUAUGUAGAGGACUCUGAAAUUUAUUCAAAACCUGAAAGUAGGUUUGAAAACUUAUCUUUACUUCGACAAGUUGUAAAAAAAUGUGGAUAUAAAUGUAGAAUGGUGUCUAAUCCUAACACGAUAAUCAAGUCAAGAGAUUAUCAACCUAAAGAUGCUUUUAAAAGACCUCCAGCUUCAUACACCUCUACAAUAUGCAGACAUCCUGUUGUCACAAUAAUGGGUCAUGUAGAUCAUGGAAAAACUACUUUAUUAGAUAAACUGAGAAAUUCUUCUAUUGCAAAAUCUGAAUUUGGUGCCAUUACUCAGCAUAUUGGAGCUUUUCCAGUUAUAUUAGAGAAUGGAAAAAAAAUAACUUUUUUGGAUACACCUGGGCAUGCUGCUUUUGCUACAAUUAGAAGUCGGGGUGCUCAAGUUACAGAUAUUGUAGUAUUAGUAGUUGCUGCUGAUGAUGGUGUAAUGGAACAAACUAUAGAAUCUAUAAGAAUGGCGAAGAAUGCUAAAGUGCCUAUUAUAGUAGCGAUUAAUAAAAUAGACAAGCCAACGGCUAAUAUAGAACGUUGUAAGAAAAUGCUACAAACUCAAGGGGGACUUGAUCUAGAAGAAUUUGGUGGAAGUGUUCAAGUAGUACCCAUAUCUGCUUUACAUGGAACAAAUUUUGACAACUUAAUUGAAUCUAUUUUAACCCAAGCAGAAAUUUUGGAUCUUCGUGCUGAUCCUAAUCCUCCAGCUGAAGGUGUCAUUAUAGAAUCAAAAGUUGAUUAUAGUAGAGGGAAAAUUGCUACAGUUCUUAUUCAGCGUGGUAAACUUCUAAAUCAUAGUAUACUUGUGGCUGGUACUACAUGGGGAAAAGUUAGAGCUAUGUUAGAUCACACAAAUAAAGUAAUUCAAGAAGGAAAUCCAUCAGAUGCAGUUCAAAUUCUAGGAUGGCGAGAUUUACCACAAUCUGGCCAAGAAUUUUUACAAGUUUCCUGUGAGAAACGAGCACGUGAAGUAGUUGAAUAUAGAAUUCAAAAGACAAUUGAAGAAAAACAAAAGGAGGACAGUAUUCAAAUACAAUCUAAAAUAGAAGAACAUAAUAAAGAUUACAAAACUCACCUUGAAGAAAAAAGAAAAUCUGGAAUUUACAGAAGAAGAAAAUUUAGUACUAUGUAUCAAGAAAAACAGAUAGAAAAUAAAAAAAAUAAUAAUAAAGAAGAUAUUUACCUAAGUAUUAUUAUUAAAGGUGAUGUCAUAGGAUCUGUAGAAGCAAUUUUAGAUGUAUUAGAUACUUAUGAAAGUAAUUUAUGUAAACUUGACAUUGUUCAUUAUGGAAUUGGUAAUGUUAGUAUAAAUGAUAUAGAAUAUGCUGAUGCUUUUAAAGCUAUAAUUUAUGCAUUUAAUGUUGAAACAUUGAGGGAUGCAUUUGAAAUAGCAAAACAGACGGGUAUCACUAUUAAACAACAUAACAUUAUCUAUAAGUUAAUUGAUGAUAUUAAAGAAGAAAUAAACAAUUGUUUACCUCCAAUUAGUGUGGAAGAUGUACAAGGCGAAGCUGAUGUGUUACAAGAAUUUCUAAUAAAUGAAAAUAAGAAAAAAGUUCCUGUUGCAGGUUGUAGAUGUACUAGUGGGACUUUAAGAAAAAAUGCUCUGUUUAAAGUUAUUAGAAACCCUGACACUGUAGUCUAUCGUGGUAAAUUAUCAUCAAUGCGACAUUUGAAAGAUGAAGUAGCUGCAGUAAAAACAAACAUGGAAUGUGGUCUUCGACUAGAAGACACUAGUAUUAGGCUUAGUCCUGGGGACAAGAUAAUAUGUUACACGCUAAGAGACCAACAACAAAAUAUAGACUGGGAAACUGGUUUUUAAACAAAUGAACUGUGAUCUUUGUUUUCAUACUUUUUAGAAUUGUUAACUAUUAAAUUUUUGUAAAUUAUAUAUGAAAAAUAUAUAUAUAAAUUUAUUUAUUUAUUUAUAUAGGAUUAAAUAGGAUAAAUGUAAAAAAGUGAGGUAAAUUAAAAUAUAUUUUUAAA
This is a messenger RNA of Daktulosphaira vitifoliae (grape phylloxera), 2457 nucleotides long. RefSeq names its product translation initiation factor IF-2, mitochondrial (gene mIF2). The record is from RefSeq and is a predicted model, not a curated record. The coding region runs from base 167 to 2293 and encodes 708 amino acids. Gene Ontology annotation, biological process: translational initiation. Lineage: Eukaryota; Metazoa; Arthropoda; Insecta; Hemiptera; Phylloxeridae. Gene Ontology annotation, molecular function: translation initiation factor activity; GTP binding; GTPase activity. The transcript has 15 exons.